CUGAAUGAGAGAUGGACGUACGGUGCAUUCUCAAAACUUCGUCAUUUCAAUUCUGUUCAGGCAGUGGCAGCCGCAGGUGUGGCAUCAGAUCGAGCCUGCAUCAAAUCAAACGGCACGUUUCGAGCUUCACUCAGCGAGGAAGACGUGCUUGGUUGUUGUGCGGUCUGUGGCAACUGCUAUGGUGGCGAUCCACUAAAGGCGCUUGUCUUCUGGGUGAACGAGGGCAUCGUAACUGGUGGACGAGAUGGCUGCCGACCGUACUCAUUUGAUCGGUCCUGUGGUGUGCCCUGUUCUCCGGCCACUUUCUUCGCCGCUGAGAAAAAUCGGAUAUGUAUUCGACGAUGUCAGGAUAUUUACUAUCAGAACAAGUAUGACAGCGAUAAGCACUACGCAUCGCUAGCGUAUUCAAUGUACCCUCGAAGUAUGACUGUGACCAGCGAUGGCAGCGUCAGAGCGCAGGUUCCAACCAUAAUCGGUCAUCUGAACAAGACUUCGUCCACUCCUAUGGACCUUACUCAAAUUCGGAAUAUUCUGAAAAAGGAAAUCUCUUUAUUUGGCCCCACGACAAUGGCCUUUCCUGUAUCUGAAGAAUUUUUGCACUAUUCAUCAGGUAUCUUCCAACCAUACCCUCUAGAAGACUUCGACAAACGAAUCGUCUACUGGCACGUGGUUCGGUUAAUUGGAUGGGGUCAAGCCGAAGAUGGAUCUCACUACUGGACCGCCAUCAACAGCUUUGGGGAACACUGGGGAGACUCAGGUAGAAAUAUUAAGCUGUCAAAUUCAUACGAAUUAUUUGUAGUGUGA
This is a messenger RNA of Cooperia oncophora, 804 nucleotides long. NCBI's taxonomy places the organism in Eukaryota, Metazoa, Nematoda, Chromadorea, Rhabditida, Trichostrongylidae. The record is from the annotation of a GenBank genome assembly.